AUGACGGAGCUUCUUCCCGGCAGCCUUCCAGAGCAGCGCCCGAGGGGCAUCGGCGGACAGGACUUCCCCCUGGUGCUUUCGCCCAGCCGCGCGUGUAGCGGCCGAGAGCUCUGCACCUGGACGGCUGCACACUCCGCGCAGCUCCAGGAGCUUUUGCUGCAACAUGGUGCAGUGCUUUUCCGGGACUGUGGCAUCAGCAGCGCGGAGGAUUUUGGUUUGGUGGUGCGGGCAAUGGGCUGUGAGGGCUACGACUAUGUCGGUGGCGCAGCGCCCCGCACGGAGGUGGUGAAAGGCAUAGUCUUCACGUCCAACGAGUCCCCGCCGGAUCAGCCAAUCCCUUUCCACCACGAGCUGGCGCAGUCCCCGACACCACCCAACUACAUACUCUUUUGUUGCGAAGUCGAGUCCAAACAUGGAGGCGCGACGCCCAUCAUCCCAUCGGAUGAAGUGGCCGACUUCUUUGUGAGCCACUUCCCGGAUUUUGCGCGCGAGGUAGAGGCCAAAGGUGUGCGAUACAUCCGCACGAUGCCCGAAGUGACGGACCCGACAUCAGCCCAGGGGCGCUCCUGGGCGGAGUCCUACGCAGUCACAACGCGAGAAGAAGCUGAGGAGGUGAUGAGGAAGCAAGGCACCUCGUGGGAAUGGCUCCCGGGCGGCGACCUGAAAACCACCACCGCAGCCCUGCCGGCCCUCCGCAUGGACGAGCGCACCGGGCGGCGAGUCUUCUUCAACUCAGUGAUCGCAGCUUUCACAGGCUGGAACGACUCAAGGAAUGUGGGCGAGGAAGCCGUUGUUCUGGGCGACUUCAGCCCUGUCAACAAGGAUGCGCUACGAGCCACUGCGCGCUUCAUGGCCGAAAGAGAGGUGGCCUUCGCUUGGAAGAAGGGCGAUAUUCUCAUUGUUGACAAUGGCAGUGUCCUCCACUCCCGGCAAAGUUUCGAGCCCCCACGCCGCGUGCUCGCGGCGCUGAGGGGGCCGCCGCUGCGGGGCCAGGCUCUGCGCGCAGGCAUCAUCGGCACUGGGGCCAUGGGAAAAGAGCACAUUCGCAAUGUGGCGUUGAUGGAUGGGCAGAUGGUCGUGACGGCAGUCGCCGACACCAGCGAGGCCGCACUGCACGAGGCUCUCGAGGAGUUGGGUCGUGAUCGGGCUCCGCGGGUUGCCGUCUUCCACUCGGAUGAGGAGCUCAUCAAUUGCGACUUUGUGGAUGUCCUCAUCAUCUGCACACCCAACUUCCAGCACAUUCACACACUUCGAAAGGCGAUCAUGUCAGGGAAGCACAUCCUUUGUGAGAAGCCGUUAUGCACGACGGUGGAAGACUGCGAAGAGGUGGAACGUCUCCUCACAGAGCGAGUGGUGCGCACUGGAUCCGACAAGGCACCUGUCUUCAUGACAGGCAUGGAAUAUCGAUACAUGCCACCCAUUCGUCGUCUCAUUGAGGAGUCGGACUCACGGAAACUCGGUGAGCCGAGGGUCCUCUCGAUCCGAGAGCAUCGCUUUCCCUUUCUCGUCAAAGUCGACAACUGGAACCGCUUCAACCGCAACACGGGCGGGACGCUCGUGGAAAAGGCAUGUCACUUCUUCGACCUCAUGCGUCGCAUUCUGCAAAGUGAGCCGAUCUCCGUCUAUGCGUCUGGUGACCAAGCCAUGAACCAUAAGGAUGAGGUGUAUGAUGGUGGGAUACCGGACAUCAUCGACCACGCCCUGGCAGCCGGGUUCUCGGCCGCGACUUCUUGUAGAUUUCAGUCUGCCGCCAUGUCCCGCAUCGCCCUGCUGCCGCUGCUGUCUGCACUUGUGGGAUGCAGCCCUUUCGAUGACGACGCGGCCCUUCACCUGCUUCAGUUCCGCGGAAACCAGACGGCCCGUGUUGCCAGGUGCAGCCACUACCCCCAUGGCUACAAGAUGGAAUGCGGUGACGGGGUCGCACUUUGUGGCAUCCUAGCACUGGAGAUGGGAACCGGAGAUGGCCACUACAAGCACCCCAGGGCUGGAGUGCAUGGACUUUGGCCUCAGGUGCCGCCCUAUGGUAACUCUCAGUGCCUACGGCCCACAAUGAGCUCUGCGAGUCCCAACGAGCUUGUGUCUUGCUAUGAGCCGCAGAGUGCAUCUGAAAGUGCCCGACACCAGGUGCAGUUUGAGCAGCACGAGUGGGAGAAGCAUGGGACAUGUGCUGGCACCCAAGAUGCAUCUGACUACUUCAAGCAGGUCUGCAAGCUCGCUGCCAGGCCCCUGCAGAUCAUGGACGGUAUUCGAGCAACCGGAGGCACGGCUGUGGACGCAGCUGACCAGUUGCAGCGCCUCGGCGUUUGCGUCUGGUCGGUUGCCUCCCAUGACCAGGUCUACUUGUCAGCCUGCGCAGGCAGCGAUCGUGUUUGGAAGCUGGCGGACGCGGAGUCUUUUGAGAAAGUCUGUGGAAAGGGUGCCGAGGGCCCCGCGGACUCGGGUUCAAGCUCAAGCUGGACUCACACACCAAGCCAUAAUGCAUGGAGCCACGGAGAUUCAGAUCCUUCACCGUGGAGCCAUGGCAGCCAUGGCUCGGGUCCCAGCGGUCCCAGCAGUACCAGCGCCUGCAGUGCGAAGACGCAGGGGCCAGCAUGCAAGGGGGACAUCGACUGCUGGAGCUACUCGGGCUGCAUGCGCUGCACGGAUGCCGGAUUCUGCACGCACGAGACGAAGCCAGCUGAAAAGAAGGAUGAGUCUGGGCAUGGUUCUUGGGGCAAUGCACCAAGCCCAUCCUAUGAGAGCUCUGCGAGCUCUGAGAAGUGCAGCCCCAACAAACGCGGCCCAGCGUGCAAGGGGGACAUCGAUUGCUGGAGUUACUCGGGAUGCAUGCGCUGCGCCCGCUCCGGUUUCUGCACGCAUGAGGAGAAGCCUGACAACUCGGGCCACACGACGCCAGCCAAGUCCGGAAAGUGUGUGCGCAAAGUCUGGAUAUUGCACAUCGCACGAGUGAGCGCACCAGCCCUGGUCGUCGAGUUUGCCAACGGCGCGCGAGCUUCGCUGGACCUCUGCAUGUUUGCCGAAGAUGAGCAAACGGAACAGGUGCGAGUGGUUUGCCAACAAGGCAGCGUGGAAGCCAAAUGCCCGGAGUCCACCGUUCGCAUUGUUCAGCGGCGAAAGGUGCGUGGUUUGGGGCGUACUCCACCUGGGAAGGACGAGAGGGCUGUGCCGGAAAUCAUCCGACUUCCAAUCUCCCGCGAGCUGGCAGCCGCUGGGUACCAUGAAGGUGCCACAUUCUUCGAGCUACAGGCAUUUGCAGAAGCCGUUCAGGGCAAGCGUGCCGUGCCAGUGACCGCGCGUGAUGGAAAGAUGGCUGUGCUCAUGGGCGUGGCUGCUCAUCGCUCCAUUGCCUCGGGCCGCCCAGUGCGCCUGUCUCCAGCAGGACAGAUCAUCGAGGAGCCCUCUGCAGAUCCACCUCCACCCCUGAUGAAGCAGCAGGUGUGGUCCCGCCUCUGA
Symbiodinium natans is the source of this 3453-nucleotide messenger RNA. The record is from the annotation of a GenBank genome assembly. NCBI's taxonomy places the organism in Eukaryota, Dinophyceae, Suessiales, Symbiodiniaceae.